Messenger RNA from Lineus longissimus, 1029 nucleotides. RefSeq lists its product as uncharacterized. Gene Ontology annotation, biological process: G protein-coupled receptor signaling pathway. The record is from RefSeq and is a predicted model, not a curated record. The transcript has 5 exons. Lineage: Eukaryota; Metazoa; Nemertea; Pilidiophora; Heteronemertea; Lineidae. Gene Ontology annotation, cellular component: membrane. The coding region runs from base 1 to 1029 and encodes 342 amino acids. Gene Ontology annotation, molecular function: G protein-coupled receptor activity.
AUGGCAGCAUGGGAAACUGACACAAUAUUUGUGUUCGUAAUCGAUGCUUGCACAAAAUACGUCUGGAUUUUCUUGAUCAUAUUCGGCAUCCCUGGCAAUAUCCUUGCUUUGGUGAUAUCUCUACAGAAGUCGAACAGGACGAAUGCCGCGUGUCUUUACAUGGCCGCUAUUGCUGCUGCAGACUUUCUCGUCCUUGUCAAUUUUACAGUUUGCCAGUCGACCAUGUUCUGGAUCGUCAAGGAAAGCCUUGGUGAAGUACCACUUCAACUUUGUUGGUACAGCGCCUACACAUUCGGCCCAAUCUCAGGUCUGUGUCUGGCCUUGAUGUCCAUAGAUCGUGUGAUUGCGGUUCGUUUUCCACUUCGAGCUGCCAGGUUGUGCACCACAGGUCGAGCCAAGAGGGCUGUGGUCAUCACAUACACCGCCAUCAUGACCGUUAACCUCCAUAUAUUCGUUUUUUACAAAAAGGAUGCUUACAGUCAAGGAGUAAUGGAACAAUCUGCAUCGACCUCUCUCAGCGACACUGCCAUAACGGCAAGAUGGGAAAAUGACACAAUAUUUAUGUUCGUAAUCGAGGCCUGCACGAAAUACGUCUGGAUUUUCUUGAUCAUAUUCGGCAUCCCUGGCAAUAUCCUUGCUUUGGUGAUAUCUCUACAGAAGUCGAACCGGACGAGUGCCGCGUGUAUUUACAUGGCCGCCAUUGCUGCUGCAGACUUUCUAGUCCUUGUAAAUUUUGUUGUUUGCCACUCGGCCUCGUUCUGGAUCGUCAAGGAGAGUCUUGGUGAAGUACCACUUCAACUUUGUUGGUACAGCGCCUACACAUUCGGCCCAAUCUCAGGUCUGUGUCUAGCCUUGAUGUCUAUAGAUCGUGUGAUUGCGGUUCGUUUUCCACUUCGUGCUGCCAGGUUGUGCACCACAGGUCGAGCCAAGAGGUCUGUGGUCAUCACAUACACCGCCAUCAUGACCGUUAACCUCCAUAUAUUCGUUGUUUACAAAAAGGAUGCUUUAUCGAAAACGAGUCACUCAUAA